Castor canadensis (American beaver) is the source of this 486-nucleotide messenger RNA. RefSeq names its product glycosyl-phosphatidylinositol-anchored molecule-like protein. NCBI's taxonomy places the organism in Eukaryota, Metazoa, Chordata, Mammalia, Rodentia, Castoridae. The record is from RefSeq and is a predicted model, not a curated record.
AUGAUGCUCCCCUUCGCCUUACUCCUUGUUGUGGGGUUCCCGCACGUGGAAACCAACAGCAGCAAUCCUCUUCAAAAAUCUUGGACCUUCAAUCUGAAAUGCCAUGAGUGUUCGUCCAUAAACAACUUCGGCUGUGAGACUUUAAGGACGUGUGUGUAUGAAAUUAGGCGCUGUAUGACAAUCGCCAUCCGUUUGAACUCUCGUGAGCUACUCGUUUACAAGAACUGUACUUGGAACUGCACGUUUGUAUAUGCAAGGGACUUGCCUCCUGAAACCCCAAGAAAACUCCCGAGAACGAAUAGUUUCUUUUUUACCUUUUGUUGUAGUGGUAUGACUUGCAAUUCAGGAGGACCUUCUAAUGUUGAGAGGGACUUGUUGACAGAUUACACCACUGAGGAAGAUCUGCCAGAAGGGACCAUGCGCUUGGGGCAGUCUCAGCUUUUCCUGAGCCUCGCCUCCCUCCUGGUCAGCAGCACACUGUUGUGA